CUUGUGCGCUCACUCGCGCGCACACACACAUGCACGCACAGACACACACGCUCGCCCCCUGCAACCUUCCCAAUUUCAUCAGCACAGUUAGGAAUGUGGAUGCACAGCUGGUCCCGUCGGUGAGCGGAUUGGGAAGUCCGUUUCAUUCGCAACAGAGCCUUCACACCGUGGCAGGGAUUUCGCGGCUGCCUCCUGGAGACAACUUCUAUUCUGGCGGCGUCCGCCGUGGGACUAAAGUCACUGCAUUCCCUUCGCAUUCUUUCCACAAGCGAGCCUCCUUCUCGGAACGUGGACUUGGUCCCAACGUAGGCUGCCGUACGGAAAACUUUUUGCCGCUGACCAAUUAAGGGGAUUACAAUGCAAAGCACUACACUGGGAUUACAAGAACAGAGCGAAUGAUCACGGGAGAGUAAUCAGCAUGGAGGAGGCAAUCACUGUCUUCCCUUAACUGUGUGAUUCGCAAUUUAUUUCAAAGAUUCAAGAUCAGAUACCCCAGUCAGAGUUCCCCGAAAAGCGAGCAGCACCGCAAAAAAGCACCUCAGCUGCACAAGCAACCCACCAUCCCCCUCUGAGCUCCUCCUUUUACUCCCGCAAACACACACCAAGCCCACCAAACACACAGGCAAACACACAAACUUAUCCUCACAAGCAGUGGAUUAAGAAUCAACACCCUUGCCCACCCGAGCUCAAGGAGACAACUCUUCCUCAAAACUUCUCUCGAGGACAUUGGAUUACAACGGCUGACCGCCAUCCCUCCACUUCACCUACAGCCCUUGACCACACACCCAAACUCUUCAUUGAACAUUUGGAUUAAUCCUCAUCACCACAACUGACCCCACUCUGACCCAUCACCACCACACCAAGCAACCUGCCCUACCCAACAUGGCGUCCAGUCUAACAUGCGUGGGCCUGCUGUGGGCCUUCCUGUCGCUGCUGAGCGCAGCUGCCUCCUGCGUGGGCUUCUUCAUGCCCUACUGGCUGCUGGGCCAGCAGAUGGACAAGCCGGUGUCGUUCGGCACCUUCCGGCGCUGCUCGUACCCGGUGCGGGACGAGGAGCGGCAGGCCACGGUGAUGGUGGAGCAGUGCGGCCGCUACGCCUCCUUCCAGGGCAUCCCCAGCCUGGAGUGGCGCAUCUGCACGGUGGUGACGGGCGUGGGCUGCGGCCUGCUGCUCCUGGUGGGCCUCACGGCGCUCAUGGGCUGCUGCAUCUCCGAGCUCAUCUCCCGCACCAUCGGGCGCGUGGCCGGCGGCAUCCAGUUUGUAGGAGGUCUUCUAAUUGGUUCUGGCUGUGCCCUCUACCCACUGGGCUGGGACAGCGAGGAGGUGCAGCAGACCUGUGACAACAAAUCGGACCAGUUUCAGCUCGGUUCCUGUCAGAUCGGCUGGGCGUACUACUGCACGGGAGCGGGCGCCGCCUCGGCCAUGCUGCUGUGCACCUGGCUGGCCUGCUUCGCGGGCAAGAAGCAGAAGCAGUACCCCUACUAGCAGCCAAGGAGCUGGAGGGAGCGCGUGGAGGCCAUGGAGAUGCAGACCGAGAUGGAGAUGUGUGUCGUGUUGUGCGAGGGAGAGAGCGAGAGCGAGAGAGGGACGGAGAGAGAGAAUGACGGAGAGACAGCGAGAGAGAGUGAGAGUGAGACGGAGAGAGAAGGGGAGAGAGGGAGAGAUGGGGAAAUGUUGUGAAGUAACAAAGCACAGCCACAGGCGCUGAGGCAAAACAGGAAAGCAGGUGUGUGCGUGUGCGUGUGUGUAUGUGUGCGUGUGUGUGUGUGUGUGUGUGUGUGUGUGUGUG
This is a messenger RNA of Engraulis encrasicolus (European anchovy), 1789 nucleotides long. Its product is annotated as LHFPL tetraspan subfamily member 6 protein. The coding region runs from base 883 to 1485 and encodes 200 amino acids. Gene Ontology annotation, cellular component: membrane. The record is from RefSeq and is a predicted model, not a curated record. The transcript has 4 exons. NCBI's taxonomy places the organism in Eukaryota, Metazoa, Chordata, Actinopteri, Clupeiformes, Engraulidae.